Monopterus albus (swamp eel) is the source of this 979-nucleotide messenger RNA. RefSeq names its product coiled-coil domain-containing protein 106-like. The transcript has 3 exons. Gene Ontology annotation, cellular component: nucleoplasm. The record is from RefSeq and is a predicted model, not a curated record. Bases 457 to 975 code for a protein of 172 amino acids. NCBI's taxonomy places the organism in Eukaryota, Metazoa, Chordata, Actinopteri, Synbranchiformes, Synbranchidae.
GCGCAAUGCAUUUUCAGGCACAGCCACGGAAGAAGACGUCUGAGAAGACCUAAUGUGUAGCUAACUAGGUAGCACCCAAACGUAGCAAGAUGGACGCAAAAUCUAAAAACUCUCCAAUUCAAACAAGGCGAACGAUGCGGAAGAGAAAUGCAGAGUCAGCAGACAAAUCUGCCACAAAAGAGGGCAAGUUUAGCGUUUACCGUUAUCUAACUAGCCAUCUUAAUGGUGAAUCGUUUCAUUAUUAGCCAUGCCCGCUAGCUAGCUACAGCUAACAUAAGCCAUAUAGGUAACUUCUAAAUCCAGGCCGAGUUUCAUUGUGAUAAAACGUGUUUAAGUAUUCAGAAGUAGUGGUAGCAAGCAUUCUCUCCCAGUUGAUAAUUAUUAUUGUUAGCCUUCAGUGCAUCUGCAGGUGAAGGUUUUAAUGCCAACAAUGUCAAGAACGCUAAAGAGGCACUUAUGAAUGAAGCAUCAAUUACACAAAAAAUAAACACUUACUGUGAUCAGAUUGCAGUGGCCCCAACAGUGACUGUGGCUUUUGCUAAAGCAGAAUUUCUUGAAGCCAAAUCAGAAAUGAACAUGUACAAGUUGAGGGUAGAGAACCUGGAGGAGAAGGUAGAAGCUUUGACAAAGGACAGAGACUUCCUUAGGACUCAACUUUCUGAUGUUAGCGAACCAUCAGAGGUGGUGCAUCGAUAUAAGACAGUGCUGGGCAUCUUCCAAAUGGGCAAGACAAUGGCUGAGGCAUUCAGCAAGUUUGGAGUGGAUUGCAACACAAUUUCACAAACUUCUGAAAUUGCCAAGUUGGCAAUUGCUGCUCCAGAAAAGUAUGCGCAGCUUGUUCAACAGGUGAAGGGGAGCAAGCUUUCUGACAUUGCAAAACAAUGCAAGGAAGCUGUCGAGGCCGACAAAGCAACCUCAGAGACCAUAAAGCAGAUGAAGGAGAAUAAAGAGCUUCUGCCAAUAAGAAAGCAUUAAAGUC